UGCUUGAAUAUCGGCAGGAAGGAUACGACGGAGGGGAUGACGCCAUAUAGCGUCGCGACGCGCAGCGUCCGAUUUAGUUUCUACUCAAAGUUUCAAAGUCACACUAUUUGGGAAAGCUAUCAACCUAUAUACCGUCGAAGAAACGACAUAGCAGCAAAAUGCCGGGUCGCAAUAAAGAACAGGAAGCUGAAGUGCUUGAAUGGAUAGAGGCUGUAUUGGGCGAGAAACUCCCUCCUGGAAACUAUGAAGAUAUUUUGAGAGAUGGUGUGAUUCUUUGCAAUCUAAUUAACAAACUUGCACCCGGAUCGGUUAAGAAGAUUCAAACUAAAGGCACCAAUUUUCAACUUAUGGAAAAUAUUCAAAGAUUCCAAGCGGCAAUUAAAAAUUAUGGUGUACCGCAAGAAGAAAUUUUCCAGACCGCGGAUCUCUUUGAAAGACGUAAUAUCCCUCAAGUUACCCUCUGUUUGUACGCGCUGGGCAGAAUGACUCAGAAACAUGACUGGAAUGGGCCAAGAUUAGGACCGAAGAUGGCAGACGAGAACAAGAGAACCUUCACCGAGGAACAGCUUCGUGCCAGCGAAGGUCAUUUGAAUCUUCAAAUGGGUUACAAUAAGGGUGCCAGCCAAGCUGGUCUCGGUAGCUUUGGAAAUACUCGGCAUAUGUAAAUUUUUUAUAGAAGCAAAUACACACAUACAUAAACACACAUGCACACGUCUAAAUAAAAAAUGCAUAUAAUAUAUUAAAUGCUAUAUAAUGAUAAACUAUCGAGUACGGAGUAAACACAGUAAAAACAUCAAAAUAAAUCACAUUUUUUAACCGCGCGUAUAACAUGAAGAUAAGAUUAAGCUUUUGGAAUAUUUUUCAAAGUUUUUAUUAUUUUCAUCAAAAAAUAAGUAUUUUUAUUCUAAAUAAUACUUAUUUAUUUCUUGUUGUCAUAAUUAUUAUUGAUAUAAAUGAGAUUGAAUAAUUUGUGUUGAUAUUUCUCUAUGAUUUUUUUUUUACAUCACAUAUACUGCGUCUCUGGAGUAUUGAUUAACUAUAAUUAUUAUUUUUUAAUAAAUACUUUAAAUAUUGAUAUUUAACAGUUAAUACAUUAUAUAUAAAUUUUAUCUUUUUCUUCUUAUAUCAAUAAUAGAAUCAAUAAUUAUUAACUUUCUAAUUUAAUCGCGCAAAAAUAUAUUUUUAUAAUCGUAACAGUUGUAGGUUGCAUGUAAAUAUAAGUAGGAGAUUUUUUAUCACACAUUGGCAAUGAGCAAAAAAGUGCUUUAAAAACAUGUUUUUAGAAUUCACAUAUACACAUUUACAUAAACAAGUUUUACACAAUUACACGAAUUGUUAUAUAAAAUAGACAAAAAAAAUAUGUACACACGUAUUCGCGGUCGGAUUCAUAUAUUUCAAAUCAGGAUAAAAUAAAUUAUUACAUUAACAUUACAUGAUGUUAAACAAAAUGUUAAAUACAUUUAAUGCAAUUAAAUCCACUAAAAAUGAAUAAUUAUACAUAUUUUCAUGUAUAUCUGCACAUUAACACAAUUUGACAUAUACACAUAUAUAAACAUAUACAUACAUAUACAUACGCAUAUACACAUAAUACUAUACAUUAUACUAUUACACACACAUGUAUAAACAAAUAUUACACCAAAAAUUUCUAAGCGUUAUAGAUUUAGAAUAUUAAUAUUAUAAAAAUAGUUAUUAAGAUUUAUAAUAUGAUAAAAUCGAUGUUAAUCUCAUGUAAUGUUUUGCAAUAGACGAUUUCAUAAGUUAUAUAAUUUAAUUUGGUUGUACCAAUAUUUUAUUUUUGCAAAUUGAUAAAUUAAAUUAAUAAGUUUUUACAACUUUGUUAUUAUUUGUGAUAUUUAAAUGUUAAAUUAAAAAUAAAUUUUAUAUAUAUAUAUAUAUAUAUAUAUAUAUAUAUAUAUAUAUAUAUUUAUAUGUAUCAAAAAUAAACGUCAUUUUUCAUAAUUUAUAUAUUCUUUUUUAUCAUUUAUUAUUAUAUAUUAAUUGUUUAUAUAUUAUAAUAAAAUUUACCAUACAUAACUUUAAGAUGUACGUUAAAAAACGUGCAACAUAUAAAUAAAUUUUUUACUAAUAUGCACAACCAUUAUGACAAGGAAAUAAUAAAGCAAUGCAAGAAAUAAUCAAAAAUUAAAUUAAUUUCAUAUGUUCGCGAUGACUAUUUCAUUCAUAUACUAUGAAGUUAUUUUGAAUAGUAAAUUUUGAACCAAUAUGUGGUUGAGGCAAAUUGCAAUUACUAAUAUAAAGAUGUUGUAUAUUUUAUGAAUAUAAAGAAUACUGGCCAAAAAUAUCAAAAUAUAAAGAAUCGAUAAUUUGUUGCUCUCUAAAAGAAAUUUCUAAACAAAAUUUAAUUUGUUUUUUGCCUUACAUGCGUUUGAUAGAGCGUUUGAUACAAUGUGUAAACAAUAAUUAUUAGAAAUUAAUUAAUUGUACACACCAUUAAACUCUUAAUUAAACACAUAUUAAAUACAA
Messenger RNA from Cataglyphis hispanica, 2484 nucleotides. RefSeq names its product muscle-specific protein 20. The transcript is spliced from 4 exons. The record is from RefSeq and is a predicted model, not a curated record. Lineage: Eukaryota; Metazoa; Arthropoda; Insecta; Hymenoptera; Formicidae. The coding region runs from base 159 to 665 and encodes 168 amino acids. Gene Ontology annotation, molecular function: actin binding. Gene Ontology annotation, biological process: actomyosin structure organization.